AUUUCUACUCCUCUACUAACUGUAAUGCUGCUGUUCAUCUGAGGACAGGCAGGCAGGGGAUUUGCAUACUAUGAAAUUGGCAAAAUAAUCCAAAUCCAAAUGUUAGUGCUUAUGGAUAAUAGAAUCCUCUCUAGCACAUUAGAAACCGGACGAGCACACAUUUGCAGUGCACAGACUCAGCAGCGGAUGGUGUGUCCAUGUGAAGGACUCGCUGAAUCCCAGCGCCUCCAGCUUCUCGUUCAGUCUGGUCCACAGCUGUCUCUCUUUCUGAGAUGUCUGGCGCUGACGGUCCAAACGGCACCGCUAAGUUUCCAGUCCCGAACUACGAAUGGACAUAUGAAUAUUAUGACGACGAGGAGCCGGUGUCUUACGAAGGGCUGAAGGCAGACCGCUACUCCAUAGUGAUCGGCUUCUGGGUUGGCCUGGCUGUCUUUGUCAUCUUUAUGUUUGUUCUGCUCACGCUUCUGGCAAAGACUGGAGCUCCACAUCCUGACAGCGGUCAGCCAUGUGAGAAGCAGCCCCGUCUGCUUGGCUACAUGGACACCAACCUCAACAAUGGAGCCCCUCCUUCCCACCCUAGUGCUCUGGCCUCGUCCUGCUCUCUCUUCCAGUGCUACGUUUCCACUGAAGCUCAGGUGAGCUCCAGAGCCCUUUGGACCACAGCCGGUGGUGUGGAUGUAGGAGAAUCAGGAGGCUGCCAAAGGAGGCCCAGCAGCAGUCUAGAAGUAGGGGACGGGACACUCCUGCAGGAGCUAGCAGUGACAGGUAAUAGGACGGAGAAAGAAUACAUCCUGCCGGCCCACUUCAGCAUCCCCAACUGUGUGAACUCUGAGCAGAGCUCAACUGCAGGGGAGGACGACCUACUGCUGGGAGAGCCACUGCUGCCAAUCAUUCUGGAGGGGCGGGAUCAGAGCAGUAGGAACCAUAAUGAACACAUGAAUUUCACAUAAGCCUGGAGAGUUGAGAGCAGCUACUCAUCAAACGUCAAUGUCUUUAAUGCUGUGUUUAGUUGGUCUGAAAAGCUGCAGACCUUACAUAAUGAACCGUUAUGUUUUCAUUACCUUCUGCAUACACCGCAGGCCCUCGGCAUGUUGCGCCGCCAUGUUUCCACAGUAGCCCAAAUGGAGAAACAGUUCUACAGAGCGCAUUUCGUCACUAUGAUGAAUUCAUACCAAAAAGAAGAAGUAGCGUUAGUAUUAGCAGUCGACUGGUUUAUUAGAAGUAAGAAAAGAAGAGAAAUAUAAAAUUUAUUUAGCUCGCUUGCAAAUGGAGGGGUGAGCGGUGACUGAUGGAAUCUUUUUUUCCUCCUUAAAUUUUUAUUGAAAAAUAGAAAUAGUGUACAUGGGACAUCAAGAAAUAAAAAGAACUUUGAUUUGUGCAAAAUCACAUAUUGCAUAUACAUGUAAUGUGGUUAUAAAGGUUAGUUUGCUGUUCAUGUACAGUGAACUAAACAUAUGCGUGUUGUUUAUAUGCUCUGAUAAUGUUAAUCCAACACAUCUUUGUAGCAGCGUCCAUGUUGAUUCCACAUUCUGACUUAAGAGCACAUGAACACACACUGAAGUCAGAAGAACGACUUCACCGCUCGGUAAAUGGGACCAUCAUGAAUGCACCACGGUGCUGCUGGUUGCAAUUCACAACCCUCACCACUAGAUACCGCUAACACUUACACGCUGAACCUUUAAGUUAUCCAUACAAGAUCCAAGGUACAUAUAUACAAAUAUUUAAAACUAGAUUAGAAUAAAAAUAAAUAUUAAAACAUAAUACAGUUACUCAUAUUAAACAAGUUAGUGGUAUGUCAAUGUGCAAAGCAUAAAGGUUUCAUGUCAUUUAUUUAUAGUGGAGUUGAGGAGUCUCACAGGCUGAGGAAAGAAGCUGCUCUGCAGUCUGGUGGUACAGCAGCUGAAACCUCUAUAUCCCAGAAGGCAGCAAGGUGAACAGGCUGACCUGGGUGGGUACUGUCCUUUAGGUUUUACAAAUAUAGGAUUUACUGAAUGGGAUAGUUGAAGGUGAGACAGAAACGUCUAGCAGGUAGUAACUCUCAUUGUACAGCCCACAUUUAAUCACCAGGAUAUUUAGUUGCAGAGUCAAGGAAGUGCAAACAACAGCAGGACAACUAGUAAGACCUGACUUUGACUUUACACAGACUUAGGGCUGGACGAUAUGGGCAAAAAUGUUAUCACGAUAAAAAGUUUCAUAUCUUUCGAUAUCGAUAAUUAUCACGAUAAGUAUCAAAUCGUUAAUGCUUUGGAGUUUAAGGGCUGAUUUUAGCUCCUGAGUGAAAGUUGAAGAAACCUGAUGGUUAUUGUGGUUUAUAGUCAUCACUUGAGGCCAAACAGCAGAUCACUUCACAAAUCUGAGGUAGAACAUUCAAAACUAUUAUGAUAAAAUCUUUGUCAACAAAUAUGCGUGAGUAAAUUAAGUAAUAGCUUUUAUCAGUCCUUUUUCCUCAACAAAAUAAAAAUCUUAAUAAAAAAAUUAAGUCCUAAUUAGUUUAUU
Micropterus salmoides (largemouth bass) is the source of this 2496-nucleotide messenger RNA. RefSeq names its product melanocortin-2 receptor accessory protein 2A-like. Gene Ontology annotation, cellular component: plasma membrane; endoplasmic reticulum. Gene Ontology annotation, biological process: regulation of adenylate cyclase-activating G protein-coupled receptor signaling pathway; protein localization to plasma membrane. NCBI's taxonomy places the organism in Eukaryota, Metazoa, Chordata, Actinopteri, Centrarchiformes, Centrarchidae. The record is from RefSeq and is a predicted model, not a curated record. The coding region runs from base 273 to 950 and encodes 225 amino acids. Gene Ontology annotation, molecular function: corticotropin hormone receptor binding; signaling receptor regulator activity; type 3 melanocortin receptor binding. The transcript is spliced from 3 exons.